AUGGAAUCAGACCCACAAGAAAAGUCAGAGCCUCAACAAGAUGCCUCCAAACCCAUUGAGGAGGAAGAACCCAUAGAAGAGGAAGAAGAAGAGCCUCAAGAUAUGGAGGAAGAAGAAUUGGAUCCUAUCGACAUAGAGGUCGAGGAAGAAAAAGAACCAUUUGAGAUGUUUCCCGAGUUUCAAGAAGAAGAGAAUGAUAUAAAUGAUGAAUCUAACUAUUAUGCCCCAAGUAACGAGGGAUCUGACUUCUAUGCACCCUCACCCGUGCUAGUACCUGAGACCUUUACUAUGGCGUUAGAGAAUUUUGGAAGAGCAGGUCCUCCCGAACCUGCUUGGUAG
This is a messenger RNA of Lycium barbarum (goji berry), 339 nucleotides long. RefSeq lists its product as uncharacterized. Lineage: Eukaryota; Viridiplantae; Streptophyta; Magnoliopsida; Solanales; Solanaceae. The record is from RefSeq and is a predicted model, not a curated record. Bases 1 to 339 code for a protein of 112 amino acids. The transcript has a single exon.